AUGGCGGGGGCGUCUAGCAGCUUGGGUGCGAUGAACCAAUCGUUCACGAGCUUGUUAGGUACACCAUCGAUAAACGAACAGUGGCAGCAGUUCCUGAUGUUGCAACACUUUAACGCAUUUCAGGCUACAGGUGGGCCCAUCCAGAGGCCUGUAGGUGAGACUUCUUCACAACCGGCACGAACUAAUGUCGCAUCUGCUGAAGAAGACGAAGUUCAAGAGGUUCCUGCACCACCCAAGCGAGUGACAAAAAAAGGGGUGGCUGCAGCUGAGAAGGCGAAGUGGUCCAUGGACGAGUGUGUAUUGCUGUGCAGGGCGUGGACACAUGCUUCACAUGACUCAAAAGUUGGUAUUAGCCAAGACGAGACAAUGUUUUGGCGUAAAGUGAUCGAAUGGUACAACCAAGACCCCCCAGCCGGAGAACGAAAUAAAAGCCAGUUACAGGGAAAGUGGAACAAGAUCAAAAGUACCACUAAGAAGUUUGGAGCAAUAAGGAAGAGGCUGCAAGAGCAUGGGCGACAGAGCGGCGCCGAUGAUAAGCAAGUGUACAACCAAGCUCACAUUGAGUACGUAGGGGUUCAUGGACCGCCCAGGUAUCAGUUUGAGCCAUGUUACGAGGUGUUGAAAGAUUGUCCUGCCUUUUGGCAAGAUCAUAGUAUUCCUAGAAAAGGCGUGGGUGAGUAUGUUGAUUUGGGUGAUUUUGUAGAGUUGGGCCAGUCGAGUCAAAACUCGGAUGCAACGACAGAGCGGUUGUUUGGAGACGACCCAAUUCGACGACCUAUGGGUCGUAAUGUUGCCCGGAAAAUGUCAAGUGGUUCGGAUGCCACUUCUAGCCGUGGUGGUUCGAGUGGGUCUGAACAGGCCUUGCAUACCCUUGAUCGAAUGCUCAUGUUGCAAGAAGAGCAGGUCAGAAAAAUUGAUGAGGAUAUGAGGAAAGUAGAGGAGGAGCGGCAGGUGAGAGCGGAUGAGCGCUUCCGCAAGAAGGUCAGGGCGGCUUUCGCACUUCUGCAACAGCCAAUCCCCACCAGCAUAGAUGAAGACGAGCUGGAGCAAAUACGGGCUACGCGCAAAAACCUCUUCGAGAAGUAUGGGCCAUAUUUUAAGGAUAUCUAG
Messenger RNA from Erigeron canadensis, 1110 nucleotides. RefSeq lists its product as uncharacterized. The record is from RefSeq and is a predicted model, not a curated record. Lineage: Eukaryota; Viridiplantae; Streptophyta; Magnoliopsida; Asterales; Asteraceae. The transcript has a single exon. The coding region runs from base 1 to 1110 and encodes 369 amino acids.